AUGACUAUCCACUAUCUCGAGUCUGCCCUAUUUCAGCCUUUACAAAUUGCAAAUGGCCGUAUCACGCUCAGCCACCGCAUCGUCCAUGCGCCUCUUACCCGUAACCGUGGAGUCCCGGAGAAGUCUAUUAGCACCCCCGAAGCGCCAAACCGAGUUUGGAUUCCUGGAGAUCUCGUUGUCGAGUAUUAUUCCCAGCGUGCCACCAAUGGAGGCUUAAUGAUCACCGAGGGAAUCCCCCCUUCGUUAGAGAGCAAUGGUAUGCCCGGUGUUCCCGGCCUCUUCACCUCCGAACAAGCCGCUGGCUGGAAACGGGUUGUUGAUGCUGUCCAUGCAAAGGGGGGCAUUAUCUAUUGUCAGCUUUGGCACGCUGGUCGAGCCACUAUUCCCCAGAUGACUGGGUCGCCGGCUGUGUGUCCGUCGGCUACGGUGUGGGACUCGCCCACAGAAUGCUACUCCCACCCCCCUGUCGGCUCCACUGAGCCUGUCCGAUACGCGGACCACCCGCCUAUUGAACUGUCUGUCGCGCAUCUCAAGCGGACCAUUCAGGAUUAUUGCGAGGCUGCCAAGACCGCUUUGGAAAUAGGGUUUGAUGGCGUGGAAAUCCACAGUGGCAAUGGCUAUCUUCCCGAGCAAUUCCUGAGCUCCAAUAUCAACAAGCGCACAGACGCGUAUGGUGGAUCGCCGGAAAAACGGUGCCUGUUUGUUUUUGAGUUAAUGGAUGAAUUGGCCAAGACUAUUGGAGAGGAGAAUUUGGCUAUUCGACUCUCGCCCUUUGGAUUGUUCAAUCAGGCGCGUGGGGAGCAGCGUGUUGAGACUUGGACUCAUCUUUGUGAAGGUUUGAAGAGGAGCCACCCAAAGCUCUCUUACGUUAGCUUUAUUGAACCGCGAUAUGAACAAAUCUUUAGUGAAGGCGAAAAGGAAGAUUUUCUUCAGAGUUGGGGCCUGAAGGAUAUCACCCUUGAUCGAUUCCGGAAGAUCUUCGGGAACACGCCUUUCUUCUCUGCUGGAGGAUUCGAUGACAAAAAUUCCUGGGGUGUUGUGGAAUCUGGCAAAUAUGAUGGUCUCCUGUACGGCCGUUACUUUAUCAGUAACCCUGACCUGGUGGAUCGACUGAAGAAGGGCCUCCCUUUGGCUCCGUACGACCGAAGUCGAUUCUAUGGGCCCUUUGAGGACAAUGCUUUUCAUUAUACGGAUUAUCCGACUGCGGGUCCACAGUGGAAGAUAUAG
Penicillium odoratum is the source of this 1227-nucleotide messenger RNA. RefSeq names its product alkene reductase. Lineage: Eukaryota; Fungi; Ascomycota; Eurotiomycetes; Eurotiales; Aspergillaceae. The transcript is spliced from 3 exons. The record is from RefSeq and is a predicted model, not a curated record. Gene Ontology annotation, molecular function: oxidoreductase activity; FMN binding. The coding region runs from base 1 to 1227 and encodes 408 amino acids.